Messenger RNA from Harpegnathos saltator (Jerdon's jumping ant), 8589 nucleotides. RefSeq names its product Nipped-B cohesin loading factor (gene Nipped-B). The record is from RefSeq and is a predicted model, not a curated record. Bases 1049 to 7726 code for a protein of 2225 amino acids. Gene Ontology annotation, molecular function: chromatin binding; cohesin loader activity. Gene Ontology annotation, biological process: replication-born double-strand break repair via sister chromatid exchange; regulation of gene expression; establishment of protein localization to chromatin. NCBI's taxonomy places the organism in Eukaryota, Metazoa, Arthropoda, Insecta, Hymenoptera, Formicidae. The transcript is spliced from 3 exons. Gene Ontology annotation, cellular component: Scc2-Scc4 cohesin loading complex.
AUACUUGCGUCUAGUCCGAGAGCGAUAUCCACUACGCCACUUCCGCUAACUCGCUGCUUGAGCAAAAUGGACGCCUUUGUGUCUGUUUUCUUCGUAUUCCCACUAUAAGUACGGUUUACGGGGCGACGUAGCGUCUAGGACGCGGUGAUGUUUGCGCGACGCCGCGGUAAACGUGCGUGAGGGCAGUGUCGUGAUCACCAAUCGUGCUCGAGGCCCAUCGUGAUCGACGUGGAAACGCGUCCAACCAAGUAGGCCACUGAGUAGUCAUCCCGUGGAUGACAAUUGAGCGAGCAUCGCCCGGACGACGGUGUACCCGCGGUGAGUUUCGCGACGGGGAGCCGUUGCGCCAGACAUCACGCUAUCCUUGACGACCUGCCGGCAGAGACGAGCGACGCGGGGCCACGAAACGCGUCCGGGCCUCCCGCCAAAACGCCAACCGCGGACGAAGCAAGCAACGGAACGGCGGUCGGACAACGUAAAUAGUACGGUGUUCGGCGUUUGUGGUCCGGAGAAGUAUCUCACGAGCAUCCCCUCUCCUUCGCGCUGCAGCUGCACCUGGUCUCCACGACGAUACAGUGUCGCGCGACGUACAAUGUUGAGUGGUUGACGUUAAUGCAAAGAAGGAAGACAAAGUGUUAAUAAACAUGGAUCGUUUAUUGGAGGACCCAAGAGCUUCAUCGAAAUUUGGUUGAAACUUUUAUGGUGCAACAUGGGAACUUAAAAAGGACUUCGUUAAGUUCCUAAUAUUUGCCAUAGUGUUAGUGUUCUUCAAAGAGGAAUAGAGACUAUUCCAUUCAAUGGUGAAAUAUUUGUGUUGAUAUGUUCUGAGAGAUGCAUAGUGCCAAAAUUUUAACGAUGAUUUAUUUAGACAUUUGUGUAGUCAGUGCAUUAAGACAUAUUCUGUUGAUUUAUAUUUACUGCAUAUCAUGAACAAAUACUUGUAACAUGUUUGUGCAGUGCUCAGCUCAUCGUACUAUCCCACGAACCCUAGGCGACGCUUAGCAACACUGACAUUGAUUUUGUUUCUUCUUCUUUUGUCCAGGCUGUAAUGCCAGAACAAAUCAAAUUCAAAAUGAAUGGGGUUGUACCGAGUGUGCCAAUAACUACCCUCGCUGGUAUUGCAAGUCUUACGGACUUGUUGCCUGAAAUGCCCCUACCGACUCCGCUGCCACAGACUUUGACUAACAAGUCCCUGCUGUUUCAUCCACGAGUGGCCGAGGAGGCACAGAUAUUGCUGAGUGUCCGCGAUGAGAAUCUCGUGCCACAGUUGAUACUGUCUCUGUCGCAGACCUCAGCUGAUCACAUCGAACUUAAGGACAAUUACGCAAAUACAGAGCAAUCGCUAGAGACUGAGCAGAACAUGCCUGAGCUGCUUAAAGCGAUUUUACAGAUAAAUCCACAUGUAUUCAAGGGACCUCAGCACAACUCUCCCAGAAAUUGGACGCAAAGUACGCCUAUGCUGCAUGCGAAUCAAUCGCCGGCAAACUAUGGCCGCUUCUCGCCGUCCUACUCGAGCUCUUCGGGGUCCAGGCAAACGCCUCAAGGUAGUCCGGCUCAUUCUGCGUCCGCCAGAACUGUACUUCCGCCGCCGAUGGCAGCCAGCGGUAUCUCUCACGCGCAACAUCCGCGAAUGCCAAUCACGCCGCAGAAUCACGCGGACAUUUCGCAGAUGUCCCCAUUCGCCGUGCCUUCUCCGUCGCCCAGAGGAAAUGUGAUGACCGAACAAACGAGAACGCUAACAACACCCCAGCAUAUGCAAGAGGAUACGAACUGUAUAAAUCCCUUAUCCAACGUAGCCCUUCAGCCGAACAUGUACUCGCCGGCCCACAUAAGUCCUCCCAAUGCGCCAUUGACGUCACUCGGGAACGCAACACCUCAGCACCAUAAUAUGGCUGGUAUGACGCCGCAGCACAACAUGCACAUGGCAUCACCUAUACGCACCAACAUGCCUCUACAGCAACAUCCGACCAUGGGCGUACAGCAGAAUCUUUAUGAUCCCAUGAUGAAUCAGCAAAUGCAGCACGCAUUGAGCAGUGGUCAGCCGCUGGACAUCAACAGCGCGGUGCAAGAGAAUCAGCAGUUCCUUCUCGAUCCAGUGACUGGUCUUCCCGAUAUCGACUUGCCGAUAGAAAAUAUCGAUGCGAGGCAAAACGUUGAUCAUCAUACGGUACAACACUUACUGCCGACUCCCCCAACCACGUCUUAUCCGAAUAUCCAUGCCACUGACAUGGUUAAUGCUUUGGAUCCCGCAGCCAAUGGGUCCUCCAGCAUGCAGCAUCAGCAGAAUAAUAAUUCGGAAAGAAGCAUGAAGCUGCCGGGCUCGUUGACAGAAAAACUGAAGGAACCGGUAGUGAUGUUGAACAGAAUAUCGUUGGCUGAUCAGGCGCUCAUGCAGAAGAGCUUGGCGGCGUUUGCAGAGAAGUCACCGAGUCGCGCGGCAAAGAUGGGGAUUUCCAACCGUGACGACGCGAAGACUGAUUCGGAGAGUGAGGAGGAAAUAGGUAAGAACAACAAGUAUUUCAAAGCGCGCGCCAAGGAACGGCAGGUGCAACGGGAGAAAGAAAGGGCAGAACGGAGAAAGAGCGAAGAUAAGCGGAGGCGGAAAAGGAUAACCGACGACGACGAAGAAGACGAUAAGCGGGACGCAGCGUUCUCGCCUAUGAAACCAAAAAUACGAAAGAUCGAGAAGAAGCUGGUGCCUGUAUUAGCAAAAUUGAGCGUGGAAGAGCUGAUGGAGACCAACAUGUACCAGCGAUUUAAUUCCACUAUAGAAACCAUCUUUGAGAACACCGAGGAUGCUAUGGCGAACGCCGAUCUGGAGGAUGACGGUGACGUGCCUCCGGAAAUGCUUAUUCCUAAGUACCAACUGCAUGACCUUUGCACGGAAGCGGCUAAACUCAAGACUCAAGGCGCCAUGGAAUCCAUACCUACGGAUAAGCUGGUGAGACUGUUGAAUAUUUUGGAGAAAAACAUACGGGACGGCGCGAGAGUGUCGCCGCUCGUGGAUCCGGAUGACGACGUCGAGGAAGGACGAUUAUGGAUGCAAUUGGCCAUGGAACGAGUACAACGUGCCGUGGAUGCGUCACUAAUCGCGCUACAUAUUAUGACUUCUAGCAAUAUGCCGAAAACGGUUUACUUGGAGGACGUAAUCGACCGAAUAGUCCUUUUUAUGAAAUUUCAGUUGCAGAACACGAUCUAUCCCUCCUUUGAUCCCGUCUACAAGACAGAUACGAAAAACAAGACUGAAAAUUAUAAUUCUAGCGGGCGCAAAAAACGUGGCCACAUGAAGGAAGUACGUGAGAAGAGUAUUCUGCAGGUCUACAACAAGAUGCAUGAGCUAGUGAGUCUUUUGGCUGAGCUGUUGAAUAUACAGGUUCUAACUGACACAAGUGUUCUUCACGCGUCAUCGUUGGGCGUUGCGCCGUUUUUUGUCGAGUCGGUGAGCGACCUUCAGUUGAGUGCGUUGAAACUUGUCACCAUAAUAUUCACCAAGUAUGAGAAGCACAGAAGGUUGCUGUUGGACGACAUACUGGCGUCUAUAGCGAGACUACCUAGUAGCAAAAGAAGCUUACGUACGUACAGGCUGAAUUCUGAAGAUCACAUACAGAUGCUGACCGCGUUAGUCUUGCAGCUCAUCCAAUGUGUGGUGGUGCUGUCGGACAACGCUCUACCAUAUUCCAAAUCUUCGAAGGAGGACGAGAAGGAGGAGAAGAAAGACGAGAAGCGAUCCAGUCACGUAGACGCCGACGUGUUUAUUAUCAACAGAUACGAGACCGCCACGAGAAUUGCAGGGAAUUUUUUAACGGUGUUCCUCAACAAAUGCGGCAGUAAAGGUGAAGAAAUCGAUUAUAGGCCGUUAUUUGAAAAUUUUGUGCAAGACUUACUGGCGACGGUGAACAAACCUGAGUGGCCCGCUGCCGAGUUGCUCCUCAGUCUUCUUGGUAACCUGUUAGUGGGACAUUUCUCCAACAAAGGUUCCGACAUGUCAUUGCGAGUGGCUUCCAUCGAUUAUCUCGGUGUGGUAGCAGCUAGAUUGCGCAAGGAUGCGGUCAGUUCGCAAUGCAAACUAUCGACUAUCGACCAGAUCAUAAAAGAUAUUAAACUCGAACAGCAGAAAGACUCGGAUUACGAUCAGAUAAAAGAUAAGGACAUCGUGGGAUUGAAUGAGGACGAGGAAAGGACGGUAUUCCUGCAGAAAGUGCUUCUCGAUUAUCUGGCUGUCAACGGGACGAAAGAUUCCGCUCUCGGAUACGCACGUCACUUUUAUCUGGCGCAAUGGUAUCGGGACUGUGCGAUGGAGAAGUCGCGAGUAGGCCAAUCGAAGAACAGUCCGAGCAAAAAGAUGCACAAGAAACGGACAAAGAAGAAGAAUCGACAUCACAAUAGCGAUCAAGAGACCGAAUCCGAAUUGGACGAACAGGACCCGGACGAGAAUGACAAUAACGAGCAAAAGAAUUCGGAGGCUUACAGGAUUAUUGAGGAGAAGAAGAAGUACAUUAUCAGUAGAAUAAGGCCAUGCAGUACUGGAACGAAGCUGGACAUUCUUCAGACAUAUAUCGAUUACAAUUCCGCUGAGCUGAUCUCGCAGUAUCUCGCGUCCAAAAGACCGUUCUCGCAGAGCUUUGACAGAUAUCUCAAGCAAAUCCUCCAUGUGCUGACAGAAUCCUCGAUUGCUAUUCGAACCAAGGCUAUGAAGUGCCUGACGAUGAUCGUCGAAGCUGACCCGAGCGUGUUAGCCAGGGUGGAUAUGCAGCUGGGCGUGAAGCACUCGUUUCUCGACCACUCUACGUCUGUGCGAGAAGCAGCGGUUGACUUAGUAGGCAAAUUUGUCUUAAGCAGGCCCGAGCUGAUUGAUAAAUAUUACGAUAUGCUAUCGGCUAGGAUCUUGGACACCGGCGUGAGCGUGCGUAAACGCGUUAUUAAAAUUCUCAAGGAUAUCUGCAUGGAAUGUCCUGAUUUCCCGAAGAUCCCAGAGAUAUGCGUGAAGAUGAUAAGAAGAGUGAACGACGAAGAGGGUAUCCGCAAGCUCGUCAUGGAGGUAUUCCAAAACAUGUGGUUCACUCCGGUGAGGGAGCGUCCAACUCUCGACUCUGAAUCUUUGUUACGAAAGGUCAUGAAUAUCACAGACGUCGUAGCAGCUAGUAAAGAUAUGGGACUCGAGUGGUUCGAGCAGCUGUUGGUAAGUCUGUUCAAGCCGAAGGAAGAUAAGGACGACAGUACGAAAAUGCAAACAGAGCCGCCUCGGGCUUUGCUGACGGCUUGUAAGCAGAUCGUGGAUUGUUUGAUCGAGAAUGUGCUGCGAUUAGAGGAGACGAAUUUGGAAGAUACCGAAAAAUCGAAGAGAAAGGGCUCAUCGCAGAGAUUAGUCGCCUGCUUGACGACACUUUAUCUUUUCGCGAAGAUCCGACCGCGGCUGUUGGUCAAUCAUGCCAUCACCUUGCAACCUUACCUGAGUCUGAAGUGUCAAACACAGGGCGAUUACCAAAUCAUCAGCAGCGUCGCUCACACGCUCGAAUUAGUGGUGCCUCUGAUGGAACAUCCUAGCGAAACUUUUUUAGCGCAGUUGGAGGAGGAUUCCGUGAAACUGAUCUUGCAACACGACAGAUCAGUGGUUGCGAGUUGCCUGUCGUGCUUAGGCUCCAUAGUCAAUAAUGUAACGCGCAACUUCAAGUUAAUACGAGACUGCUUCAAGAAAUAUUACGGACAUUUGACGGAGUACAAAUCGUUCUACGAGAGGGAUCCCACGAAUCCCAUGCUGCUGAAGUACAGACCAUUCUUCCGGAGGGCAUUGUUUACGGUCGGUUUACUGCUACGUCACUUUAAUUUUAUGGAUCCGGAGGUGAUAGAAGGUCUGGCGGACAACAUCAAGGAUCAGGUCUUUGAGACGCUCAACUACUUCGUUCAUCUAGACAACGACGACAUCCGGCACUUCACGCUGUCAGCCAUCGGUUCCCUUUGCAUACGGCACUAUGAGUUCAUGAUGCUGCCGGAACUGAAAGAGCUCUAUCAUCAUUUGCUCACGUCGGAGCACGCGUUGGUGCACAUGCGGAUCCAGGUGCUAAAUAAUAUUGAAGUGUAUUUGCAGGAGGAAGAAAAACGAAUGAUCAAACAGGACCUCGAAUGGGCGAAGCUGUCGAAGCAGGAGAACCUGAAGGAGAUGGGCGACGUGUCGUCGGGAAUGGCGAGCACCGUUAUCCAGCUUUACAUCAAGGAGAUUCUCGAGUCCUUUCUGCACGUCAACAUAAGCGUGCGACACGCGGCUCUGAAGGUUAUCCAGCUGAUCCUGGCGCAGGGCCUAGUGCAUCCCGUCCAGAUAGUGCCGUAUUUGAUUUGCAUGAGCACCGACUGCGAGAAAGUGGUCAGUCACAGCGCGGACAAGCAACUGCAGGACAUCGAGAAGAAAUAUCCCGGUUUCAUCCACAUGAAAUCGCAGUUCGGCAUCAAGCUGAGUUACCGACUACAGAAGAUUCUACAAAACGACAUUACGGUGAGAGGUAUGCGGGUCAAGGAAGGUGAGUUUCCGGGUGCUCUUAACGGCUUCCUUUACACGAUACUACGUAACACGAAACAGCAGAGGCGUGCGAUCGUGCUGUCCUUUCUCAAGCAUUUUGACGAGACCGCUAAGACCAGUUUGUCGCAGAUGCUGUAUCUGGCAGACAAUCUCGCCUACUUUACAUAUCAGGUGCAAGACGAGCCACUGUUUAUUAUCCACCACAUCGACAUCAUCAUUUCCAUGUCCGGCACGAACCUACUGCAGUCCUUCAAAGAAGCGCUGCUGCCUAAGGAAGGCAGCGCACCGUCGACACAAGCGCAAAGUGCGCUCACGCAGACAGUGAUUCUGGGAACGGACGGUCAACCGCGACCGGACCAGUUGUUGUCACUGGAAGAUGAGGAGGAUGACGAGGAGGAUGAGGAAGCUCUUUUGGCCAGGUUACCAGGUGAUACUACUCUGCUCAGGGAGUACAUCACCGCAAGUCAAGGCUUCCUGCUUCUAUUGACAUUGCGGCAACAUCUCAAAGAUCUCUACGGCUUUUCCGACGCAAAGAUCGGUCAAUAUUCGCCUUCGGAGGCGGCCAAGGUGUACGAGAAGACGGUAAAUCGCAAGAAUAAUCUGCAGUUUGAGCCUAAAGCUACGCUUCAGAGGUUACGUGAAGGCGUAACCAACGAAGAGCUGGAUGCGAACGGCAGAAAAAAGCUCGUGAAGGAGUAUCUGGACUUUAAGCAACUGAUGCUUAAGUUCGACCCCGAGGAGCCGGAGGACGACGGUUGCACCGGCAACGACACUACCGCAGACACUAGCGGCGGCAAGCAGACCGGCGAGAACUCGCAUACGACGCAGAGGAUACCGUCGCAUCCCGCGAACGACGCCGGUAGGACGAUAGCGGACACCAGUGUCGUGAGUGACAAUGUUCUAGCUAAUGUCGCCGGCCAGCAGUUUCAGCUGCUACCUGCGCCGCCGCAAUCGAAUUUGAACUCUGUUCCGAUGGAGCAUCCGAAUAACUCGGUAAAUUCGCUGCCGAUGGCGGCAGCGUCGCUGACUACGUCGGCGACGACACCGCGAGUCCCUAAACUGACGAUACACGCCCAUCCGGACGCGAGGGAGCAUCGCAAACACCGCGCGCACAAGACAGACAAAGUGAGGAAGCACAAGAAGAAGAAGAGGAGAAGAAUCUCCGAUAGUAGCGACAGUGGCGAGGACUAUAGUGACCCUGACUUCCUAGUGUGAGUGCGGUGGUACAUCUCGACCUGUGUGUACAUAUAUAUACGUCAUGCUCAUAUGGUGCGUAUGUGUGUAUGCCUGCGUGCGUAUGUGUGUAUAUGCGUGCGUGCAUGCAUGUGGUCGGUGUGGUCGGCCGGGUGUGAAUUGAACAUUGAAGAGAGACGACACUUAGCUAGAACGCUGUUGCAGUGGAGUGCGAUGGUCCCUUUGUCUCCCUUAUUCCCCGAAAUGACCCCGAGCCCCAUCGAAGUUGUGCUACGAUUUUGAAGACGAUGUCAAGAAUGUUUCGGUUCGGAGACGUCGUUCAGGGAACUGCAGUGAUGUAGGGAUGCGUGCGAGUGAGAGAAAGAGAGGAGGAGAUCCUCGAUCGGAAGGAUAGUCAGAGAUUUUUAAACGCGAUCCUACGCUGAGUUAGGGAUAUAACGUUGUUGUGGCCGAAACGGCGGGCGUCCGUGAGGUUUAUAGAUCCGCUGUGCCGUUGUUAUCGAGAUCGGCUCGUAAAAUAUUUCGUGUGACCGACGCGGAACUUGGUUCGUUUUCGGAUUAGCUUCUUCCGCUCAGGGAAGCUGCAGUUUCUUGGAUCACUUCCAGCUGCUGCAGUUUGCACGAUUCCGUCAGAACGGAGAGACGGCCGAAGAAGCUUUGGGGUCGUGAAGUCGUGUCCGAGAAGACAUCGCGAACCAAGUUCUGCGUAAGAACUCAAGUACAAUAAAUUACGUUCGAACAAAAUUCAUUUGUAAAUAAUAUCAUAUAGCGAUGGCGACGUCGUACGGUUGUUGGUUAGCUUCUGUUCGCGGUGAAAGAAAUUUGUGCGAAGAGAGAGAGAGAGAGAGAGAGAGAGAGAGGAGAGAGAGAGAGAGAGAGAGGAG